Molecule: messenger RNA, 1134 nt
Organism: Microtus ochrogaster (prairie vole)
Lineage: Eukaryota; Metazoa; Chordata; Mammalia; Rodentia; Cricetidae
Gene: Prss58
Product: serine protease 58
Biological process (GO): proteolysis
Cellular component (GO): secretory granule
Molecular function (GO): serine-type endopeptidase activity
Source: RefSeq, a predicted model, not a curated record
GCAGAGGCCUGUGGAGACAUUGUGAACAUCUCUCUGGAAUUAAGUAACUUCUUCAAAGGGGGACAGAACUCAGAUCUAGACAGCAUGAGAGAGCAAGUUUACAAUGAAUUGUUCCUUCCCUCUGACACCACUCUCUACGUUGAUGGGAAUACCAAACCUACCACGGAAAUAAUUCAUUGAUAUUUGUUUUUCUCACCUAGAUCUCUGUAUUGGUUUAUCAUCUGUAUUUCAUCUUCUUUUUUCUUCUUUAUGAUUUACAGGGAUACUUAGGUAAACUCCAUCUCAUAGAAAGGCUUCCAACAUCAUGGUCAAGCUUGCGUGCCUCUGCAUUCUUUCCACCCUGCUGGGCACAUCUGCCUAUAAUCCAGACCAUAUAGCUGGUGCCACUCCCCCCUACUUGGUCUACCUGAAGUCUGAUUACUUGCCCUGCACUGGAGUCCUGAUUCAUCCUCUUUGGGUGAUCACAGCUGCGCACUGCAAUUUACCGCAUCUUCAAGUGAUUCUUGGGGUCACGAAUCCAGCAGACGCUACUGAAAAGAACGUCACGGUGACUGGUUACGAGAAAAUGAUCCAUCACCCAUACUUUUCCAUCUCUUCUAUUUCGUAUGACCUCAUGUUAAUCAAGCUGAAAACACUGAUCGAACCCAGGAACUAUAUAAAAACGGUCAAACUUCCCCAAUACGUCAUCCCCGAGAAUACCAUGUGUUCUGUCUCGACCUGGGCCUACAAUCUGUGUGACACCACCAAGGAUCCUGACUCACUGCAGACUGUGAACAUCUCUGUGAUCACCAACGCUGAGUGUCAUAAUGCCUAUAAAGCCUAUGACAUCAAAGAAAACAUGAUUUGUGUGGGCAUUGUGCCAGGACGAAGGCUACCCUGCAAGGAAGUUUCGGCUGCCCCAGCAGUCUGCAACGGUGUGCUUUAUGGAAUCCUGUCCUAUGCAGACGGCUGUGUUCUGAGGGCUGAUGUUGGCAUCUAUGCUAGCAUCUUUCACUACAUGCCCUGGAUUGAAGAUACCAUAAAAAAUAACUGAGCUCACUCAACAGGAAGAAUUCAGAACCUUGUGAUAAAACUUGUGCCCACACACAUCCAAUCUCACAAUUAAAACCUGGGCUCGUUGGCCCGUGAUAAGCA